AUGGAGUACGACACCUUCACCCCGACUCAAUACAACACCAGCGAUCCUGCCUCAUUCGCCCACACUUCGGCGCGCGAACGAUGGCCGAUCAUCCUCACACAGGGCAUCGACGACGUGCACAAGUCGACGAUGGCAUCGAACGAUGAGGAGACGGUGAAGGAAGGCAAGCAGGUUGUCUCGGAGCUGGCCAAGCUCAAGUACGAGCUGCAGCACGACCGCGAAGUCACGCCUAUCCCGGACGAUGGCGAGUCCGACUUUGAGGCCUACAACCAGGAGCUGGCCGCGCGUGGAGGACUCAAGUGGCACAGCGCGCCGUGGCUGUACGCCGAGUGCCACCUGUACCGACGCAUCGCCAGCAUCUUCAAGCAGACCACACACUGGCGUUCCUACGACAUCUUCGCGCGCCAGAAGAUGGCGACAUUCCAGUCAUCGCGCCCCGCCGUUCUCGAACUCGCUGGCCGCUACAAGGACAUCGUCACCGAGCUGCAGCAGAAGCAUACCAUCAAGGGCGCAGAGACAGAGGAGAAGCUGCAGGCUGCCGAGGAGAUCCUGUUCCGGGAGAUGUGCGAGAUCUGCCUGUGGGGCAACGCGACCGAUCUCUCGCUCCUGACCAACCUCUCCUAUGAAGACAUCCAGAAGCUGCAGGGUUCUGAAGCGCGCAAGAACUCGGAAAAGAACAUUCUCGUCAACGACCUAGACAAGGCCUUCAAGGUACUGACGGCCGCCAAAAAGGCCGGCAAGAAAGACCGCCGUGUCGACAUCGUGCUUGACAACGCCGGUUUCGAGCUGUUCGUCGACCUGAUUCUGGCCGGAUACCUCGUCGCCUCUGGUCUCGCCACGUCGGUCGUCUUCCACCCAAAAUCCAUCCCGUGGUUCGUCUCCGACGUGCUGCCCGCCGACUUCGCCGCGCUUCUUUCCGCACUCGCACAGCCGCAAAACUUCUACAGCACGCUCUCUGACGAAGACAAGACAGCCGGUAAGACACCGCAGCCACUCUCAGAUGUAGAGCUCGCAAACCUACAAUUCUUGUUCCAGCACUGGACGAGCAUCUACGCCGAGGGACAACUAGUGUUGCGUCCCAACGACUUCUGGACAGGCGCAGGCAGCUACUGGCGCCUACCCGGUACAGCGCCCGAGCUGCACGAGGACCUGCAGUCGAGCGAGCUUGUCAUCUUUAAGGGCGAUUUGAACUACCGCAAAUUGACAGCCGAUGCGGCAUGGCCAGCUACCACGCCAUUUACCCAAGCCAUCGGACCGAUGGGCCCCGGCUCCGGCGUCCGUGUUCUUGCGCUGCGCACCUGCAAAGCCGACGUCGUCGUCGGGCUGCCAGAGGGCCGCGACGAGGAGCUGCUGCAGAUACCUGGCGGCAGCACUGACGCUGGCGGGCGCAAGUGGGCGUGGAGCGGGAAGUGGGCGGUUGUACAGUUCAGCGACGGCAAGGAGUAA
This is a messenger RNA of Boeremia exigua, 1446 nucleotides long. RefSeq lists its product as uncharacterized. The transcript has 3 exons. The coding region runs from base 1 to 1446 and encodes 481 amino acids. The record is from RefSeq and is a predicted model, not a curated record. Lineage: Eukaryota; Fungi; Ascomycota; Dothideomycetes; Pleosporales; Didymellaceae. Gene Ontology annotation, cellular component: nucleus; cytoplasm. Gene Ontology annotation, biological process: DNA damage response. Gene Ontology annotation, molecular function: phosphatase activity.